Messenger RNA from Cutaneotrichosporon cavernicola, 1623 nucleotides. RefSeq lists its product as uncharacterized. Lineage: Eukaryota; Fungi; Basidiomycota; Tremellomycetes; Trichosporonales; Trichosporonaceae. The coding region runs from base 1 to 1623 and encodes 540 amino acids. The transcript has 6 exons. The record is from RefSeq and is a predicted model, not a curated record.
AUGAAGCUUGAAAAGUUGUUCCCAGAGGUUGGCCCAAAUAACAAAGGCUCUAAGAACUUGCGCGCGACGCGCCGACGCACACGCGCCCUACGGCAAAAGUGCGCGGAACCAGACGUGUUCGAAAGGAUGUACGGUCGCACAAACAUUCGCAUGUCACGAGGGUAUGAGGGUUCCCUCUUCCGCACAGAACAGUUCGUCAUCAAGAUCCUUCGCGGUGAGCCCGUUACAUUUUCGGCCAUUGGCGGGAGUGUCACCUCAGGCCAUAAUGUUCAACAGUUUGAAGCAUGGGUAACUAUCUUCGGGGAUUGGCUUCGCGACUGGUUUCCCCACGACGGCCUUAUCACCAUCAUCAACGGCGCAGUCCCUGCUACGGGCUCGGGGUACUUUGCCUUCUGCUUUCCCCUGCACAUUCCAGAGGAUUCGGAUCUGGUCGUGGUCGAGCUCGGUGUCAACGACGAGCCUGACCUGGAGAUGAUUGACAACAUGGAGUCGCUACUCCGCGGUGUCCUCGGCAUGAAGAACAGCCCAUCCGUUAUGCUCGCGGAGGCGAUGGCGUUCAGCAAGGGUCCGAUGUCUGGCGGUGGCGGUCGCUUCCAUCUCCCCGUGGCGCAGUACUACGACGUUCCUGUUAUCAACCAGCGCCACCCACUUGUCAACCACUUUGCUCGGUUCCCAGAGGUUGUUCCCAUGUACUUCUCGGAGUCCUGGGACCAGCCAGACCUGCGCCAUUUCAACUGGCACGGUCACCGCGACCUCGCCAACCUGGUGGCAAGCCUUCUUAGAGACGUCGCCUGCGAGCUCGUUGCGGACCCUCACUACAUGCCACCACCACCAGACACCCAACCACCGGGUGUCCAGGAGCACACACCCCAAGAGAGCUUUAAUGACCAAGUCACUGCCCUCUAUGGUGAGGACACUCGUCAUGUCCUUAGGAAGAUGGAGGAGGACUGGCCCGAGGAGGCCCGCUCGUGGCUGUACCAGCCGCCCGCGCCGAAGCAACGCAAGCGCGAUGACGUUCAGGCGUCUGCACGCUCUGAGGGUGACGCUGAGGAAGGGGCAUCUCCUCAAGAAGAACCACCCCUUCCCCAACAGGUGUGGAUGCCUGGUUUCUGGUCACGUCCGGCGGAGCUUGGGAUGCUUCCUCGUAUCAAUGGCAUGGAGGGCUGGAAUGCGGACGUCAGUCACCGUGUUCCAGAGUUCCACCCGACCUGCAAGAGCACGCACUCGGACAAAACCGAGUUCCAGCUCCGCCCAAUACAUAUGGACCCACAGUGGGACUACUGGGUCCAUCCUGAGAACUCGGAGAAGCCGUAUUACGUCUCCAAAGUUCCGGGAGCCAAAGUUAAGUUCGAGAUUGGCACGAGCGUGGGUAUCGUCAAGAUCUACAGUCUCUUCGCACAAGACUUGGGCUUCGGCAAGUGCAAGUGCUGGGUCGAUAACGCCAAGGAUGUCGGCAAGAUUAUCGAUGGCCGCCUGGGCAACGCCGACAACACUGGACAACUCACGACUUUGAGCACCAUCAUCCCCGCGGGGACGCACAACGUGACGUGCGAGAUCUUGGAGGAGACGAAUGACCCGAAUGGCGGACACGAGUUCCGCAUCAUCGGUGUCAUGGGAGGAUAG